UGUUACACAACGUAGAGCAUACGAGUCGUCUUACUGCCGAAGCUUUCUAGCAAACCGGGCCGAGUAGUAAAUCUUUGAUCUGCCAUCAAUCAACGUCCUCCCCACAUUUUUCUUUGGCUUCUUACGCUUUGAGUAUCGCCAAACUAGCUCUUACGUUGCAUUCAGUCCUUUGAUGCUAUUAAUUCUCAUCCCAUACUACCUACGGGACUCAGCCGACCAUAUCGAAUCUAGCAUUCCAUGGCCGAAGCUACUCGCCUCAUCCCACAAUCAACGGUUGAUCUCCCGACUUCACACUUCGACUUCGACUUUAGUUCAUUUGAUCAUGGUACCAAACAAGGAAAUCUUCAUACGCCGUACCGAUCUGUUUUUCAAGGAUACGGUAGCUGUGGAACAGAAUGUACGGCCAAAGACUGUACAUGUGAUGCGCAUUCCCUUCUCGAGAGACGCACCGAGGACACUACAAGAGAAGACGCACAUCCAAUAGCAAGGCAUUACAUUCUAAAAUGGCCCUGGCAAUACUUCCAUCAUGAGCACAGCAACACGCCAAUCUCCAGUCACUCGUGCAAAAGCAUUUCGAAUACCACAAAGUCAAAUGUGUCUUCCGUCCCAGAUCUCACGACAUGCACAACAUCGAGCACACCCCGUUCCCUCAAUCCAUGGCCUGAGAACCGCCCCUCGUCCUCUCUUCUAUCUCUGUCAUCUGCUAUUCUUAAUCAGAUUCUCAGCUAUGCGCUUACCGUCCCUUUGAUAAUACCAAUCGGCCACGAGCUCCACGAUAUCAUGCAAAUACCCGGUCGUAACGCCCAUACUACGCUCCGGCAGUCCCUAGAUUGCCCGCUCUUCCUCGUCUCGCACAGCAUCAGAAACCGAGCUCUCGAUGUCUUCUUCUCGAAGAACAUCUUCAUCGUAGAUCUAGCCGCUAUUUACGACUCAUCUGCGUCCUACACAGACCUUCAAAUCAAAAGGCUGCACAAGUUUUGGAUCACUGAAACUCCAGCCAUGGUCCAAUUAUCUCUCCGCCGAGUCUCCCGGCUCAUCCUACGGUUGCCGGUGCCUAGUACCGAAGCGGCCGUCCGAAGAGGCCGCGAGGAGCAAAAUUGGAUGGAUGGGAGCGAUGGACAUGGAGGUGGCGGAUACAGGAUGAAGUCUCUCAAAGAGGAGGUGGAAGAUUCACUGAUCAUUCAAAAGUGCUUAAGGUCUAUCGUUAGAAUGGUACUUGCACCAGAGCGGGAAUCGACGGCUCCCAGCACAUCUAGCAGCCGUCUAGGGCGUUUAAGGCGAUCAAAAAGCACGAGGGGUACGAAGAGCAACGAGGGCGGCGAGAGAAGAGCAUUGAAGCUACUCGAGAUCAUCUUGGUGAAGCGGAGUUCAAGAGCUAUGGUAUUGCGAGAAGUCCUCGGCCUAGUCCAUCUCCUGAAAGACAUCCAGGUAGGGGGUAUCCUCCGCAUCUGUUUUGAACUGAACGGCAGGAAGACGGUCUGGGCCACGAAGCGGAAGGAGACGUGGGAGGACAGAAUUUCUAACACUGAACCGGAUGGAGCAAAACUCUUGCAUGGUAUGCAACUACUAUUCCUGCGUUAACUUUUUAUUUCCCAAGUUUACUUUUCACAUCCACUUCUGAUAGUCCUACCCUAUCUUCACAUUCCAUUACCAAAUGAAUUCGUCCAAUGAAAGCUAACGCCAACUAGACCUCCAAUACCUUCGAACCUGGCGCCCCGUGAAUAUAGAACCUAUCACCUCACCCACCGAGUUCAAGUACGUGU
Mytilinidion resinicola is the source of this 1763-nucleotide messenger RNA. RefSeq lists its product as uncharacterized. Bases 238 to 1581 code for a protein of 447 amino acids. The record is from RefSeq and is a predicted model, not a curated record. The transcript has a single exon. NCBI's taxonomy places the organism in Eukaryota, Fungi, Ascomycota, Dothideomycetes, Mytilinidiales, Mytilinidiaceae.